Messenger RNA from Macroventuria anomochaeta, 1243 nucleotides. RefSeq lists its product as uncharacterized. The record is from RefSeq and is a predicted model, not a curated record. The coding region runs from base 233 to 1243 and encodes 336 amino acids. Lineage: Eukaryota; Fungi; Ascomycota; Dothideomycetes; Pleosporales; Didymellaceae. The transcript is spliced from 2 exons.
CCCAGAUCGGUUUUACAUCUGCAGCAAAAGGAUUGCAUGUAUGCGAGUAUGCUCAGAUAGAAUAUGUGAAUAGUCAGCAACCUUAUGGGGCUGUAAAGCUAUUCGUGAUGCGGAGACCUGGUCGGACUUGGAAGAGCUGGACUGUUGGAGCAUACAAAAGGUCGCAGAAUGAGACAGCAAAAUGCCCAAUACAUCACCAAGAGCAUAGAGACGUACAGUUCCUUUUGAAGAUAUGGCUUACAGCGACAUUCACCUGCCACUCCCUGGCUUCAUAGCCCUAGACUGGACCCUUAUGGCCUUCGCCCUCCUCCCAAUCCUGAUUCGUAUCUCCCUCCGAGCCCGUUCACGAACUCUCCACUCCCCCGCAACAAACGUGUCCGACACCUUCAUCGUCCUCUCGUGGCUAUCCGGCUGCGUCCUCAUCUGCAUCAACACCUGGAAAAACACCACACGCAUGCAGUACCUCUCCUCCCCACCACAGACACUGUACUACGGUGUCCCACCUUCUCAAUCCGGACAUCUGCUCUAUGUCUCUUGGAUCAGUCUUUUCUUCAUAUACAUCAGCCUUUGGAGCGCAAAAGCAGCCUUCUUAGCGUUUUACUAUUCCAUCUUCAGCCUGCAGGGUCGACGCAUAAGACUUGCGCUUCUGGUAGCAUGCGUGUUCACAUUCUUUACAUUUCUCCUGCACAUGGGUCUCAUAGCAUUCUGGUGCACUCCCGUAUCCGCCAACUGGUCCCCACCACCCGGUAAACCGCUAUGUUCAGCCGUACACUCUAUCAACAGCGUUACCAUCUCCACAAUCGCAAACAUCACGACCGACAUUGUCAUACUCAGCAUCCCAAUGCACGCCUUGUGGACUCGAGCGAGCAAGUUCGGCGGGACGGAACGUGCAGGCCUGCUGUUUGUGUUUGCGAUGGGGGGUGUUAGUAUACUUGCCGCGCUGGUUAGGUUCGUGUGCUUGAAGCUUGUGCAGGGUGUGCCGAAGGCGAGCAUUACGCAUACGAUUGAUGUCUGGGCUUUAGUAGAGAUUGUGAGCAGUAUCUUGGCUGUGUGCGCGCCGAGUUGUAGGGCUUUUGUGAGGAUGUGGGGGAGGAGGGAGCAGAGACAUGGGCGGUUGGGGAGUGAGGAGGCGGUGGUUGCGGAGGGAAGAUGUGAUGUAGAUGGAAGUACAACAGAGAGUCGAGGUGAUAAACUUGAGCAUGUGGGUUUGAGGAUUGAGCAGUUGGUUGCUGAAGGCAAGUGA